Messenger RNA from Carlito syrichta (Philippine tarsier), 1834 nucleotides. RefSeq names its product sodium/calcium exchanger 3-like. Gene Ontology annotation, biological process: sodium ion transmembrane transport; cell communication; calcium ion import across plasma membrane. Lineage: Eukaryota; Metazoa; Chordata; Mammalia; Primates; Tarsiidae. The record is from RefSeq and is a predicted model, not a curated record. Gene Ontology annotation, cellular component: axon; sarcolemma; postsynapse. Gene Ontology annotation, molecular function: calcium:sodium antiporter activity.
GACCACUUGUGCUGCGGUAGAAGCCGGCGGCUAAGUCUCGUGUAUGGCGUGGUUAAGGUUGCAGCCUCUCACCUCUGCCUUUCUCCAUUUUGGGCUGGUUACCUUCGUGCUCUUCCUGAAUGGUCUUUGGGCAGAGGCUGGUGGCUCAGGGGAUUUGCCAAGCACAGGGCAGAACAAUGAGUCCUGUUCAGGGUCAUCGGACUGUAAGGAGGGUGUCAUCCUACCCAUCUGGUACCCAGAGAACCCUUCCCUGGGGGACAAGAUUGCAAGGGUUAUUGUCUAUUUUGUGGCCCUGAUAUACAUGUUCCUUGGGGUGUCCAUCAUCGCUGACCGCUUCAUGGCAUCCAUUGAAGUCAUCACCUCUCAAGAGAGGGAGGUGACGAUCAAAAAGCCCAAUGGAGAGACCAGCACAACCACCAUUCGAGUCUGGAAUGAAACCGUCUCCAACCUGACCCUCAUGGCCCUGGGGUCCUCUGCUCCUGAGAUACUCCUGUCUCUAAUUGAGGUGUGUGGCCAUGGCUUUAUUGCUGGUGAUCUGGGACCUUCCACCAUCGUGGGCAGUGCAGCCUUCAACAUGUUCAUCAUCAUCGGCAUCUGUGUCUACGUGAUCCCCGAUGGGGAGACUCGCAAGAUUAAGCACCUGCGCGUCUUCUUCGUCACAGCUGCCUGGAGCAUCUUUGCCUACAUCUGGCUCUACAUGAUCCUGGCGGUCUUCUCCCCUGGCGUGGUCCAGGUGUGGGAAGGCCUCCUCACUCUCUUCUUCUUUCCUGUGUGCGUCCUCCUGGCCUGGGUGGCCGACAAACGACUGCUCUUCUACAAAUACAUGCACAAAAAGUACCGCACAGACAAACACCGAGGGAUUAUCAUAGAGACGGAGGGCGACCACCCCAAGGGCAUCGAGAUGGAUGGGAAGAUGAUGAACUCUCACUUCCUCGACGGGACCCUGGUGCCCCUGGAGGGGAAAGAGGUGGAUGAAUCUCGCAGGGAAAUGGUCCGUAUCCUUAAGGACCUGAAACAGAAACACCCGGAGAAGGACUUAGAUCAGCUGGUAGAGAUGGCCAAUUACUACGCCCUCUCCCACCAACAGAAGAGCCGCGCCUUCUACCGGAUCCAGGCCACCCGCAUGAUGACAGGCGCAGGCAACAUAUUGAAGAAACACGCUGCAGAACAGGCCAAGAAGGGCUCCAGCAUGAGUGAGGUACAUACCAGUGAGCCAGAGGACUUUGUCUCCAAGGUCUUCUUUGACCCAUGCUCCUACCAGUGCCUGGAGAACUGUGGGGCUGUGCUUCUAACAGUGGUGAGGAAGGGUGGAGACAUGUCUAAGACCAUGUACGUGGACUACAAAACAGAGGACGGCUCGGCCAAUGCAGGGGCCGACUACGAAUUCACAGAGGGCACCGUGAUCCUGAAACCGGGGGAGACUCAGAAGGAGUUCUCGGUGGGCAUCAUCGAUGACGACAUUUUCGAGGAGGACGAACACUUCUUUGUGAGGCUGAGCAACGUCCGUGUGGAGGAGGAGCAGCAGCCCGAGGAGGGGAUGCCUCCACCAAUGUCCAACAGCCUCCCCUUGCCGCAGGCUGUGCUGGCCUCCCCUUGUGUGGCCACCGUCACUAUCUUGGAUGAUGACCAUGCGGGCAUCUUCACUUUCGAAUGUGACACUAUUCAUGUCAGUGAGAGUAUUGGUGUCAUGGAGGUCAAGGUCCUGCGGACAUCAGGUGCCCGGGGUACGGUACUUGUCCCCUUUAGGACGAUGGAAGGGACAGCCAAGGGUGGUGGUGAGGACUUUGAAGACGUGUACGGGGAGUUGGAAUUCAAGAAUGAUGAGACUGUGUAA